AUGAGUGAACAAACAGAAAAUUCACGGUUAGAAGACUUAUCCCAGCAUCAAGCAUCUUCAACUGAGAUCACUCUAAACGAAGAAGAAGUUCCUCAGAUCCUUAAUUCUUUACAAGGAGAAGCGAUCUCAAAAAUACUCGAAGAAGACUAUAUUGGUGCAAUUUCUAUACUAAAAAGAUGUGAAGAAAUUCUAGAAUCCGUGAUAACUCAUGGAGGAAAAACUGAUCCUGACCAAGUCCUUGCAACUUUGCAUAACUUGGCUCUUUGUUUUCAAAGAUUAGGAGACUUAGAAAAAUGUGCUGCUUAUCUUGAUGGCUGCUUAUUUAAUUUAAAUUCUUUUCAAGUCAUGACAAGUGAGAAAUCUCAAAUUUUGAAUGAAAUUCGAAGAAAUACUUAUAAAUCGAAAAUUCAUAUACAGUCUUGUGCUGUUUUAUCACAGAUGAAGAAGCAUAAAGCUGCAUUAACUCAUGCACAAAACUCAUUUAAGGCUGUAGCGAAUUGUGUGAAAAUGACAAUAACUGCUUCUGGCUUGCUGCUUAAAUCGUUAAAAAAUAAGCCUCCAGACCUUGGCAAACAAAUACAUAAAAUAAUAAACUCUGCAGUUCCGACAAUAAAAGUUCUUGAAAAUUUCAUAAAGACUGGAAAACUAAGCCAUCCACCUAAAAUUCGAUCAGUUUUAGGAGUAAAAUCCCACCCAGACUGGCUUGAUUCUUUUACAAUUGCAGAUGUCAUGCUUAUGCAGCCUAUAAGUUCAGAAGAACUUAAGAAAUCAAUCGGAAUGCAAGCUGAAUUCACAAAAGAUUUUAUUCUCUAUAAAGUUUGCUUGCUUGCUAUAAGCAAUUUUUGUGUUGCUACAGAAAUUCAAUUUAUCCAUUCAAACCAAAUUUUCAGAGAAAAAAAUGAUAAAGAAGCAGAACUUUACCAUGAAAAAUCAAUUGAGCUCCUCCGAGUUUUUUUCCCUCCUGAAAGUCCUCUUCUAAAGCACAUCCAAGAAAGCUACAUUAAAAGGUUUAUGGACUCUACAAUUGAAGAACAAACUAUGCCUCUGAUCUCUGCUAAAACUAAACCAAAUAAAAAAGCUCGAACUAUUUCUAAAACUCCUACCCCAAGAAUUGACAAACUAAAAAAUGAAAUAAGGCCAGGGACAAUUGGAGGCUUUAAAACGUCUCAUAUGAGAACUGCAACUCCUACCCAGGAAUUCAGAGUUAGCUCUGACAAAAGACGACACCGAAGUGAAGACUCGUCACGACUCCUUGCAUUCCAUCAUUUAGAGUAA
Molecule: messenger RNA, 1275 nt
Organism: Blepharisma stoltei
Lineage: Eukaryota; Ciliophora; Heterotrichea; Heterotrichida; Blepharismidae
Source: the annotation of a GenBank genome assembly